Quercus robur (English oak) is the source of this 1563-nucleotide messenger RNA. RefSeq lists its product as uncharacterized. The transcript has 4 exons. Bases 275 to 1324 code for a protein of 349 amino acids. The record is from RefSeq and is a predicted model, not a curated record. NCBI's taxonomy places the organism in Eukaryota, Viridiplantae, Streptophyta, Magnoliopsida, Fagales, Fagaceae. Gene Ontology annotation, cellular component: chloroplast.
ACAGCAAUCUAAACAAAGGCAAAAGAAAACGUAAGCGCUGACCGUUCCCAACUACCAAAAGACAAUCAAAGUUGGAGAGCUCCAAAAAAACGAGUUCAACACAAGUCGUGUGGUCACCACGACGCCGUUUCAUUCUCUCAAAUCUCACAUAUAGGGUCGUGUGUUUACCAUACACUCUUCGAUUCUAUUCUCUUCGCCUGGGUUUUUUCACCUUUGCUCUACCAAAUUCUCAAUCUCUCUCUCUCUCUCAAGGUGACCCUGCUCUUCAACAGAUAUGGACUAUUUCUUCAGAGACCUAAACGAAGAGUCUACGCCACCUCAGAUGGACAUGCUUAGAUGUCCAUUCUUGAGGAACAUUAAUGAGCCAACUAAUUUCUCGUUCUCACCCUCCAUGGCUUUCCCAAUGCCCGUACGUGGAACCAAAGGUCCCAUUUUUGAAGAUGGUCCCAAUUUUGAUAUGGCAUUUAGGCUUUUUCAUGGGCAUGAUGGAGUAGUACCCCUUUCUGGGAGAUCAUUUGUGCCUUCUGAGAAUGUAGGGCCUGAGUCAGCCCCAUCACAAUUUAAUCCUUUAGCUGCUAAGGCGGCCACAAUCAGCCUGUCAUCCUUUGGACUUGGAGGGCCAUUUGGUUUUGAUUCAUUUUCUGAGAAGUGGAAGAAUCAGAAAAGAAAAUCCAAUUCAUCCAAGAAAGAGCCUUCUUCAAAGGGAGGAAGUUCAAAGCAUGAGGCAAUGGGCAAUGAGUGGCUGCAAAGUGGAAACUGUCCCAUUGCAAAGUCAUACCAAGCAGUUAGCAAUGUUCUUCCCCUAGUUGCUAAGGCAUUUCAGCUCCCUCCAGGCAUGAAAUACAAGUGCCCACCUGCAAUAGUUGCAGCCCGAGCAGCUCUAGCACAAACUGCAUUUGCAAAGAACCUUCGCCCACAACCCUUGCCUGCAAAAGUGCUUGUGAUAGGGCUAUUGGGAAUGGCAGCAAAUGUUCCUUUAGGGAUAUGGAGAGAACACACUGAAAAAUUCUCACCAGCCUGGUUUGCUGCAGUUCAUGCGGCUGUUCCAUUCAUAGCCAUGCUUAGGAAGUCUGUGCUGAUGCCCAAGACAGCUAUGGCUUUUACCAUUGCAGCAUCCGUGUUAGGACAGGUCAUUGGCUCUAGAGCAGAGCGUCAUCGAAUGAAGACAACAGCUUCAAAUAAAUUAGCUCUUACUGCAACCAUUGAUGGAUCAAAUCAGCUUCCAGCAGUUAAAUCACAAGGCGGACAUUGUGGGGAUAUUGUGAACUGGAAUCCGGUUUCCCUCGAGGCGUCUGGGUCUUCUUCAACAGAUGUUUUCUGUUAAUGGUUUUCAAGUUGUCAUUAGUAUGAUGUGUCCUUGUUUUCUACAAGGUGCAAUUCUUUGUGUUCAAUGAGUUAUGUUUGUUUGUUUGUUUCUUAAUCUCCUACUUCUUUGUUCCUUUCUUAUUGAGGACUAGUUUCCGGCAAUCGAGGGAAUCAAAUAAAUAUAUAAUAUGACAAUGACAAUAAUUUACUUGUUGGUGUACUAUUUUCAUGAAUAGAAUUGUUGAAGUUUGUUGCAAA